GGAUAAAAAAAGAAAAAAAGGUAAGAAACAUUCAUCACGCGGAUUACGUUUCUCCUUAGUACCAUAGGUCUCAUAAAAAUCCAGUCAGUCAGCCAGCCAGAGUUCCAAAAUCACGUAUUUUCUUGUAAAUCUUGAGCACCCUUCAGCAGACGUUCUUCUUCCGAAUGCUUCCCUUCAUGGUUCACGCCGAUGCUCCAUCGUAAAUAUCCAUCGUGUCUUCCUUCUUUGUUCCGGUUUAUUCGCUUAAUUCCCGUUGCGCGAUUAGUUAUCGUUCAAAUCUUUUUUUCUAUUAACAAUAUUUCUCUAUUAAUAAUAGUUUUGUAUCGCCGCAAUUUUUAUCAUAUGUUUUGCGAAGAAAUUUUUAGACGUCGAUUAGUUCGAAUGUUCUAUUUGAAACAACCGAGAGAAUUACAAACACGUAUCGUUAUUAUUUAUAAUUAUUCCGCAACAGCCUAUACCUAUAAUUAUUUAUUAUUGAUAAUAAUACGUACUGACUAUUUAAACGCUUCGGACAGGGCAUUUUAACGUAGGAAAGGCUCAAACUCGUAUUUAAUUUGUUAGUUCGUUAGUUACGAAUUUUUUGACAAUUUGUGGAAAAUUGAGAAGAAAAGCUAACCUAAACGUUGUUCUGUGUUUACAUGAUUUUGUCCUGAAAACCUUGUCUUUUCUUAGAUUCGUAUAGAUAUUUUGAGACGAUAGAUAUAAUAUUCCCUUGACGGUUCGCUGCAGCGCUUUAUUGCAAGUAUCUAUCUAUCUAUCUAUCUAUCUAUCUAUCUAUCUAACAUUUCUUCUUUACACGUUUCUCCUCCUCUUUCUUCGCUUAAUUCCCGUCGCGCUACGAGUUAACGUUAAGUUUGUGUCCACGCUGCUUUAUGCGAAGAAUCUUCGUUCGCGCGUGAACAUGGUUCAUUACGAAUUCUUGCCGCGCUUCUUAGUCGUCUUGGCGUUUCUAUAAAUUGUGCCGGCCCUGAACGAGCCUGAAAUUUCACGGAAUAUUCGUUAAUUAUUCACGAGAACGCAGGCAGACGAGCCCGCUUUUUAACGCGAGUUAGCAUCUGGCUUUUGUUUCGCUCGGAGCUAAUGCUACUUUCGUUUAAGUCUGAUUGGUGAUUAGUGCGAGAAAGGCUGUAUUUGCGAGGCUUAUUUGCGAAUUUUUGGUUAUUACGAUAAACCGCUGUUAUCGCAACUUUAUUCGGACACGAGGUUUUUAUUCGUCAAAUCCCAGUGAAAAUUUGUAAAUAUUAUUAAAAAAUAUCACUAAGAAAGGAAAGAAAGAUUUGGCAAAUUGAUACAACAAACGCUCAACAUAUUAUUAUGUAUUGUAACAACCUAAUAAGUUAGCACUGACAAGAUUGUAUAUCCAAGAACGCAAUAAAACCGAAAAAGGAAUCCGAUAAAAGCGAGCAUCUUUGUACUUUAAAUGUACGUAUCGAGACGAUUAAGUGCAAGCGAAAUAAAGCGACCGUUUGCCUCGUAUUCCGUUGUAAACGAUAAUAUCGUCAGGUGACUAUUCGAUUGCCGAUGAAAGCGAAGGCAAGGUAGCGAUAAAUAACGCAUCCAACGAAAUAAGAGAGGUUCCUUCGUCCGUGGUAUUAUCUGACGAUGAAAUGGAAAGAGUUGGUACAUCCAUCGCGUCGUUGCAUCCCUCCUCGACAUUCCCUUACUCCCAUUUACCAGCGUUUCUUUUUAUAGCCGCCGCCGCUGCCGCCGCCACCGUCGUUGUCCUUUGCUUCCUCCGUCGGUUGGUUUCUCGCGUAAAGACUGUUAGUGCCGGGCUACGCCGCGCCGGGUCGGUCGUCGAACUCCUCGUGACUCAUCCCGGCGUCUUCUCCUUAUUGAAUAAGAAUAUUAUUUUGUGCUAAUGAGAAUCAUAAUACAGCAGCCACUCAACUAAACACGCACGGAUAUUGUCGACACCUGUGAAUGAAAUAGCGACGAACCUGAGCGUUUUUAUGUUGUGACUGGUGGUGUCAAUGGGUAAUUUUAAGGAAAAGCUUUGACGCUUUAUUUGGCUUACUUUCUAGUUUGAUAUAUCAAUUCUAGGAGAAUUGUUAAUUUGUGGAAAAUUGAAACGCAAAUCUAAGUUAAACGUUGGUUUUGUUUUCCUGUGGAUUUUUCGUGAAAACGUUGGUUUCUUCCUUCGUGUAGAAAUUUGAUGACAGUUGGUACGUGUACGAAUGGACUAUCAUCACUCCAUAGUCUACUUGUGAAAACUCGUUGAAACCGAAAUUUUCUUUUUACAAAUACGUAGUUUUUUUUUUAAUUCUAUAAAAAAUAUCGUGUUAUGAUCGUUAAGAUCGUUUGUAUAGAUUACGAUAUUCUACUGCCUAUUCCUAAAAAAUCGAAGGCCAAUUCAAAUUUUAUUCAGAUUUCACGGAAUAUCGCUUGUUCUAAGUUGGAUUAAGACGAUUCAUUUCCAAUUUGUGACACACAGAAAUCGAAAUUAAAGUAAGCGUUAUCGCGUUUGUUUCGAUUUCUUAUAACGACCUAGCUAUUCUUUAUUUCAUAGAAAAGUCGUGGAACUCUUGUUGUCUAAAUAGAUGAUGAAUCGAAACCUACAAAGUUUAUCUUAUCUUUGCAAGUUUCUCAUACAAAGCUAAUUUUUAUUUUUCAUUUUCCUAUGUAAAUUCUAGGACGAUCGUCGGGUAUAUAGAUGGACAAUCGUGUCUGUGAGAAAUCGUUGCGCGAUUAACAUGAGACGAAUUAAUCGUUGGAGAAACGAACAAUGCUUGCCUGAGAUUACGCUACGAACAGAUUGUUGAACACUCGUUCUUUAAGACUGACGGAACCAACAGGAAACAUUCACGACGGUAUCGGCAACUACACGGCGGACGUAAAGUGUUCCUGGUUGAUCGAGAGCAACCCAAACUCCACGAUACGGAUGCACGUGGAGCAAUUCGCGACAGAAUGCGGUUGGGACCACAUGUACAUCUACGACGGUGACAGCGUCGAGGCGCCGUUGGUUGCCGUCUUCUCCGGAUUGAUGCACAAAGAUGGCUACCACAUACGGCGCGUGCCGGAAGUAAUCGCGCGCUCUGGAACCGCGCUGCUUCACUUCUACUCGGACGUCGCAUACAACAUGAGCGGCUUCAAUAUCAGUUACAAGAUCAACGCCUGCCCUAGCAGGUAUUCGCACACUGACUGUUCCGGCCAUGGAGUCUGCAUCGACGGUGUGUGUACGUGCGAUGCCACGUGGACCGGUGAAGCUUGCGAGAUUCAAGUUUGUCCAAACAAUUGCUCCGAUAAUCACGGACAGGGCGAGUGUAACCGCGAGAGCCAUCAUUGUGACUGCGUGCACGGUUUCAAGGGUUCCGACUGCAGCCAAAGAAGCGAUCGUGGAUUCUGGGAAAGCGUAUCCUACAAAAAUUUGUCACCGGAAGGUUCGGCUAGUCAUUGCUCUAUCGUUUGGAAGGAUUCCUUAUACAUAGUCGGCGGUGAGAGCUUUCAUCGCGCAAAAAUGAUCAACGUUUAUGAUUUCAAUGGAAACGUCUGGGAGACCCCUCACGUCGAGGGUAAGGUUCCUCAGCCUCGGUACGCUCAUUCGUGCAUACUCUUUGGCGACAAGAUAUUCAUGUACGGUGGUGUACUGCCUAAUUCUACGGUGACCAAUGAGAUCUGGGCGUUCGAUGUGUCGGCAAAAGUCUGGGAGAAUGUAACGGUGCACGAUAACUUCCAUAACAACAAAACCAUACGUGGUGGUCCUUUAAAGGUAGCCGGACACUCUGCAACCUUGGUACACGGAAAAAAAGAAAAGAUGGUGGUGAUAUUUGGCUAUUCGCCUCAGUAUGGUUAUCUGAAUGAAGUUCAAGAAUGUUAUUUGGGUACUCGUGAGUGGCAAAUUGUGGAGACUGCUGGAUUCCCUGUGAAGGGUGGUUAUGGUCAUACAUCUGCCUAUGAUCCGUUGACGAAUCUCAUCUACGUGUACGGAGGAUACGUAUCAGAGACACAAAUCACACAGGUGUUAACCAGUCGACUAUACUCCUAUCAUCCUAUUAAUCGUGAAUGGAGGUUGCUCACGUCAGCGCCAUCGGCUCGUUUCUUUCAUACGGCUGUAUUCGUUUCUGGUGGCUUGAUGAUCGUCUUUGGCGGUAACAUGCACAACGAUACGCAACAUUCGGACGGAACGAGAUGUUAUUCAGCGGAUACAAUAGCGUACGACGUUACGUGCGACUCGUGGCAUCAAUUUUCUAUGCCUAAAGAGAUGACCGAUCUGCCUAGGUAUGGACAUAUUGCAACUGUAUUUGAGAAGUCUAUGUACAUUUAUGGAGGAUUCGAUGGACAGAUGUUAUCUGACAUGUCAAGGUACACACCAGGGAACUGUGAGCACUUGAUGAAUCAGAAUCAGUGUUUGAACGCAAGGACAGGCGUGAAGUGCGUGUGGGAUAAGAGAGAGAAUCGGUGUAUACAGAUCACCAAGAUACCCCGACACGUGCUUCUUAACGACGACAUGCACGACGGAAUUUACAUGAGGUGCUUAGACGAUACGCCACCUCGUGGGAUGACGUCCCACAAGGAAUUAUGCAAACUGCUCACAGACUGUGUGGCAUGCGUACAGACUUCGUACAAUUGCGUAUGGUGCGGCAAGAGUUGUUCGUACGAGAUUUGCCGAGACAACGCUAACGCACCUCCGACAAAGGCGAUCACCGAUCUGGCACAAUGCGACCUUCAUACUGGCAUAGAGUGUUUACAAUUGCACACGUGCCAUGCGUGCUCCAGUAAUCCACAUUGCAUCUGGUCUUGGUCGAAUGGACCUGAUCGGUGUAAGCCGUACUCGAAGGCUCGAGACCAAGUGACGAUUUUAAACGGAACUAUUCAAGCGCAGAGGCUGUCCAUAGACUCUUGUCGCAGUCCUUGCGUAGACUACACUUCCUGUAAAAAUUGCACAGAGUCUGAUUGCAUCUGGUGUCAGAACGAGAAGAAAUGCGUGGACAAAAAUGCGUACCCCGCGAGCUUCCCUUACGGGCAAUGUCGCGAGUGGACUACGAUCGAUGCGAAAUGUCGGCCGACGGAAACGGGGAAAGAAUGGUGCACGUUUUAUUCGUCUUGUACGACGUGCCGCUCCGAUCCUGGAUGUGGAUGGUGCGACGAUGGUUCAGGGACAGGAAAGGGACUCUGCUUGCCAGGUGGGGCUCGUGGUCCAAGUAGUAAAAGCUUGGACGCAUGCCCGGCCGAACGAUGGUACUUCACUAAAUGCCCUGUUUGCCAAUGCAACGGGCACAGCAAGUGUCUCUCGAAUAGCAGUAUAUGUAUCCAACCGUGUGGAAAUUUAACAUACGGACCUCACUGCGAUAAAUGCAUUCCCGGCUAUUACGGCAAUCCACUGAAUGGAGCGACUUGUCAACCCUGUUUUUGUAAUAAUCAAGGCACGCAGUGUACCAGCGAGACGGGCAAAUGUUUCUGUACAACGAAAGGCAUUAUCGGGGAUCAUUGUGAACGAUGUGACGUAUCUAGCCUUUACCACGGAGAUCCUACCAAUAAAGGAUCGUGUUUUUAUGAUCUGGCGAUUGAUUAUCAAUUUACAUUCAAUUUAAGUAAAAAAGAGGACCGUCAGUACCGAGCGAUCAAUUUUAAGAAUUCUCCGCCAAAACCCGAUAUCGAUGCUGAGUUUUCCAUUACGUGUUCUGUAUUGGCUAAAAUGAACAUCACCGUGAAGAGAGGCAACACGCCGGAAAUACCGUUGAUUCUUGGUGCGAAUUGCACCACCAGCAUGUACAAGCAUCGAUUUAUCAAAGACGGUUACGGUUUCGGUAGCGAGAACAAUAAUACAUUAACCACGUUUUAUGUUUACGUGUACGACUUCCAGCCGCCUGUGUGGAUUCAAAUUUCCUUCUCGCAAUAUUCCAAACUCAACUUGCAACAGUUCUUCAUAACAUUUUGCACAGAUUACAUGCCUAGGUGCUUCCUCGCUCUCCUGUUGGUGGCUGCUAUCCUUUGGAAGAUUAAACAAAAAUAUGAUAUGUACAGAAGAAGACAGAGAUUGUUCGUAGAAAUGGAGCAAAUGGCCAGUAGAGCGUUUAGCCAGGUUUUGGUAGAAAUCGAGAGGCGGGACAUCGAUAAUUCUGACUCCGAGCGAAACGAGUCCGAGUUAAUCAAUUGCCGCAAGAAGAAAAAGGAUGCCCCUAGUCCGAUCGCGUUGGAGCCCUGUUGCGGUAACAGAGCAGCGGUCCUGUCGUUGCUAGUCAGACUGCCUACUGGCGGUGAACCUUAUACGCCAGCUGGUCAGAGCGCUGGUUUAGCCGUAGCAUCUGCGUUAGUUACGCUGGGUAGUCCGCGGAGGCCUUCUCAGGAAUUGACGACGAAGGAACCGACAAAAACACGAAAGUCUGCCAGUCAACACCCAGAUUCCACAUGCAUUUAGCGAUAAGGGCACGAAAGUAGAGACUUUUAAAGUGGGUGACUAUAUGAGCCUUAGACAUGUUUCUGUGAUCUUGCCUUAGCGAACGGGCAGGACUGUUCAAACUCUUCGAACUCUGAUAGAGUGAAGUGUGUAAUUAUUCAUUAAUUAUUGUUCUUAAUUUUUUUUUUUUUUCACUUUUUCCGUUCUUUUCAUUUUUGUUCGUUCCGCGACGAAUCUUCGUUUCAAUCCGUAUUUUCCAAGGUGAAAAUCGCGUCCGUCAUGCUCAACGGGUCGGUCAGUUAAGUGGUUCUACUAGUGUAUGGAUUUUCGUUGUGAAACGGGGGCCGGCCGUGUUUCGUUCAGCCGAUAUUUGGUAAGUAAAUUAAGUCCAUGAAUCGUAAAUCCACGGCAUAACGUGUGGGCAUAACACGCUUGACGGAUUCGAGAUUCCUUUCAUCGUCAUUUUAGUUCUUUCGUUUUUGCCGUGACGAUGUACAGUGUUGUAUAUAGAACUGUCCUGCGGUUUAUUUUUCUUCAUUUACACGUUGCGAUCGAACGGAAUCGAGUUUGUCCCGCGAUCAUCGACGUGUAUUUGAAAAAGGGGAUAUAAGAAUAGAGAUCGAACGUUGUAAUAAAGUUAAUAUUCAGCGCUGUCCUUUAGUUACAAGUUUCGGUGAAUCCGCGGGAGUGGUGGCUGAAAAAAUUAGCGACAGAUAUCGGCGAACGAAAUAAUGUACGUAUUGAGAAAUUUGAUUUGCCGGAUAUAGUACAGACGUGUAAUUUUCGUUCUUCGUUUUUCUUGUAUAGUUGUGUAAAUACGUGUAUGUUGUAUAUCCCAAGUGAAAGAUCAUGAUCAUGACACACGCGAAUUGUACAGAUAUAAAAUUGAUUCGAAAGAAGAAGGAAAGAAGCGGAAAGCGAGUGACAAGGAAUAUAUCAUCUUUUGUGUAUUUGUCUCUUUCUAGUAAGCGGUGAAGAAUCAAUUCUAAAUUAACGGAAAUGAAUAGAGGCGUAUCUUCGUAUUCGGUAUACCUAUUUAUCUAUUGUGCCAAAGCAUUUUUAUAUUGGUAUCGUUAUUAAAAAAAAAAAAAGAAAAAAAAGAAAAAGGGAGAAAAAAAGGUAUUAGAACGUCAUUGAUGUAGAUACGAAUUUUCAUUAACGAACUAAUUUUAAUCUCGAAUGACUGUCAUUAGCACAAGCAUAAAAGUCCAAUUUUUGGAUUUUUAUGACACGGCAGAAUUCAUUCCUUUCAUUGAUUUGUCUCUAUUCGUUUCCAUAGAGAAAGGAUUCUUUAUACGAUCGAAAGAUACGAAUCAAGGAAGUUGUCCAUUUUGCGUCGAGAUUUCUUUCUUUCAAAUACGACAGCGUAAUUUCGAUCGUAUAACGUCCAACGUAAUUUUAACGUAAUAACGAAGUGGGAGGGGGCGGGGCGGAGGAAGGAGAAGAAGAAUGUGGACGUUGCAAUAAACUGUAAGAAUCGCGGUUAUUCUUCGGUCGUCGAUAACGGUUUUUGUUUCGCUACAAGAUGGCAGUGCUGGUUGUUUCACGUACCAUGCCUAAAAAGCAGCGUUCAGACGCUCGAUAUUGUAAUCAAUAUUCGUAUGUGCCGACUAUAAUAUCGAUCGCGCGAACGCUCCUCCUUAACCUUAAAUAGGUUUAAAACAGAUAGAGAACGAAAAAAGACAAACAAACGUAUAUGUUACGUGGCUGUGGUUUAUUUUUCAUUUAACUAUGUAUUAUCUUUCUUUCAUUUAUUUUACCGAUAUAUACAAAUUUCGUAUAUUUUUUACGUGGCUAAUAAACGAUAGCUGCUUCCGUUCUGAAAUUUAGAAUGAUCUCACGUUCUUAUUUUCUGUUCUGAAUAUGGAAGCAGCUCUUACUAUCACGUGUUCCAUAAAAAAGAAAGAAAUUAUUUUGUGCAUUCUGCCGUGCAAAACAGUUUCUUAUAACUAACCUAUAACUUAAACCUUCAGCUCCAGCACUUGCAUAGCAUACACACAGAAUAUUUGCGUAUACGCGUCGUCUAUUUUAAUCUCAGCUCCAAUAAUAGAGUUUUUAAUGCGCGUGCAAUUAUUUUAUCACACUGUUCGUAAUAAUUACGGGAUCUCCUGCUUGUUGCACGGAAUACGUACCAGAAAAGAGAGAAAAAUACCGAAUAUAGGAUUAUCCGUUGUAGAACUUUUUAUCUAAUUUUCUUUUUAUUCGCAUAGUCGAGAUCAGCUUUCAAUGUUCAAAUUUACUACGGUUAAACAGAGGAUCCUGUAAUUAUUUUGUGCAUGGUAUAAGACUCGAAUACACCAAGAGUGUCGAUUUAGCAUCUUUAAGUUUUGGUCGAACUUUCUUUCAGAGCACCAAACAUUUUUAACCGAUUUCUAUAUGUUUUGACAGUAUAUCACGAAUACUGCGUAAAAGUAUCAGUUACGAAUCUAAGAAAACUAAUAUAUUUUCUGUUUCUUUUAUACACAUCCCUACGGCUAAUACCAGAUCCGCCAGAUAUUUUGUUUUCAAUGACUUCUAGAUUAUUCUUCCCGCAUCAGUGGAAUUUAUCAAGUUUCCGAGAUUUAUUCAAAUUAUACCUCGACGCUAUAAUUUAUUAUUCCGUGAAUGCAUCCUUGUGCUUUGGGAUCCAACGUAAUUCUUAAAAAUAAAUUUCGUAACUCCAAAAUUAGUACUUUUAAUCAUGAUUUGUUGAGUUGAAUAGCGUUAAAAAGUAUAGACACCGGUGAAGAAUCUUUGGUGUCCAAAAACGAGGUUUACCCUCGAAGUUUUCACAAAGAAUACGAGUGAUGUAGGCGGUUCUUUCGUCCUUUUCUUUUUUUUUUUUUAUUUUAUUUUAUUUUAUUUUAUUUUAUUUUAUUUUAUUUUAAUCGUUGUAUAGCACAGGAUCAAGUGCAAUGCAUUACGUUUUACCAUGUAAUACUCAUCGAGUUUCUUUCAUUCUCUCUACUAUACUCGAAGCCUCUUAUUGUGAGGGUGCAACCAGACACUAACCAAUACGUUGUACAUGAUUUAAAUUGUGACAAAGUUACCCCUACUAUUUUCAAGAAUCGUUAUUACCUUAUCAGAAAAAGAGAAUAAGAACUAUUUACUCUUAUCUCUUGAUCGCGCUCUGGUUGCACUCGUAUAGAGAAUAGUGUAUAUUUUAUUACCGUAAAGAUAAUUUAAUUUUUUAUACGACUGUUUUAUUUUUGUUUGUUCUCUUUCUUUUCUCUCUCUCUCUCUUUCUUUUUUCUUCUUUUUCCCUUUUUUAUUUUUUUUAACAGUGUAAUAAAAGCGGCGAACUUUCUUUGUUCUGCGUAAGAAUUUAGUUGUACAUAAUACGAGUAUAAAUAACGUUACAUUAUAUUUAAUGAAAGUAGGAGUACAUAUAUUGGAUAAAUUGCUCAACUUUUGAGUAGAUCCAUCUUUAUUACUUUCGACGAUAGUUUUCUCUUUUACCAAUCCCUUUUCUUUUUAUAUUUAAAAGUUAAGUUUCUGUUCACUCGAGGGGAAAGUAUUUAAUACAAUGCCAAGAAAUAUACAAGAUGAGAGAAAUAUUCGUGAAAAAUCAUUAGAAGACGAUGCUUUGAUCGAUGAAUAUUCUUCGCCCCCGUUCUCUUUUUUAUUCAUUGCAUUUAUCGAGUUGUCUUACUGCCAACCUUUGUCUAUUCCUUACUUAACUUCUACGAUCUAUCCGUCUUCGAACGCAAAAUGCCUACCAUUCAUUCAUACGUUUAAUCGUUGGAACCUGUUGCUGCCAGGAAUUUUUUUUCGGUGCGUGGUUAUCAGGCAAAUCUUUGUCUCGAAACUUUGUCCAUGUAUUAAAAAUUGAAAUUGAAAACAAUAUUUUUUUUCUUCUAAAGCCAAUAUCUUUGAAAAAUAAUGGAGAAAUUACGGGUAAUUAUGGAUUUUACUGUAUCGUGGCCUCUAUUGUACCAAUUGAGAGUCAAAGACAAUAUAACGAUAGCGAAAGAAGAUCUACAAGUGUACGACUGACUUCAAACACGCUAUAGCUUCGAAAGUCACAGAUGACAUUCUUGAUACUUGAAGCAGCGCUGGGGCUAACCAUGUAGACCCUAAACUAGGACAAAAUCGCACACCGUUGUUGUUCAUACACGUGAUCUACUCUUCUUUAAUUCGUCCAGAGAUUUAGCCCUUUACUACUACUGUAAAAUGAAGAUAUAUUUCUUCUUCAGUGAUUGACAUUAAACGUUUAGUUUUUAUAGAAAAGAAAAUCAGACAUAAACGAAUGACACACGAAUUUUCUGGAACGGUGUUGCUCAGUUUGGUUUUUAAGUGACUUGUCAGUUCAUCGAUAUUAUCGGUUGAUCGAUUACGUAUUAUGCAAAGAAGUUUGCACUCGAUAGGAGAAGCCAAGGAUUAGUCGUAGUAUACUAAAGAGACAGAGACCAUGGGAAAGAAAGAGAAAGAAUUGAAUAGCGACAAUUUCGAAGAACGUUGUUCGGUUAAUGCGUUCAUAUAAUUCAGUCAUAGCGUAUGUAAUAAACUAGACCAAAUCUCUUAGAUCGUUAAUCCGUAAGGACGGGCGAUUAUAGCGUUGGACGUACGCAGUAUAAAUACGAUGUUUCCCAAAUGCCUUCGAGUUCUGUCGAAAGUAGAAAAAACAGAGACAUCGUCAUCGUCCAACGUCAUCGUGCAAUGUGUCUCGUAUUGAUCCUUGGACGAAGGAAACGCGCGGUUUAGUGUUCAACGUUUUUAAAGGAAUAUCGGAUGGAGAAAUGGAAUGGGAAAUGACGUAAUAAAAUUAUAUUGAUGUCCGUCGUGGGAUUUUAAAGGGAUUGCGAAAUUUUCAAGAGACAAGAUCUGUAUCUAGGGCCUAGGUUAUGGCGGAUCUGUACACGGUCUAGGAUUCGUAGUAGCUCUUCGGGACUUUCGAGUCGAGGUCUCUAGAACGUUUAAGGCAUCCAAGAUACUUGGAUCUACGGGAAAGCUAAACUUUGAGAGCUUUCAAAGUCUCUAGAAUCUUUGUAAUCUUCAGAAUCGUUAGAAUUUCUGGACUAGAAUAUCACUGAGAUUGAUAAGAUGCUUCUAGGAUAAAUAUUGCUUCCGUUCUACACAGAACGUCAAGGAUUUCGACUAUCUGUAUAACUCGUGAGAUUUCUAUGAUUUCUAGGACUUUUCUUUUUCUAAUAAUCGUUGUUAAUUAAGGAUCUCCAGGAUUUCUAAAACUUGUAGGAUCUUUAUCCCGAUGCUAAAGCUCUUAUUAUCCUUGAAACGUCCUCUAGCAACUUGAAGACAUCUCUGGGAUUUCUUUCCAACAUCUCUAGCUAUAUGUAAAUAUGCGCAUUUAGACCUUUGAAAAUUGAAAAAACGACGCGACAUCGAUAUAUUAUAAACACGAUUGUUCGUCCAUUACAGGAACAGGAUAAAGAAAAAUUAUUCAUAUUCAUUUACCAUAUUCCAUGUUUUCUUCCUUCCCCUUUUAUUCCCCUUAUUCUCUUUCGAAGAUGAUCGACGAGAUUGAUACAAGAAUUUUUAUUCGUAAGCUCGCGGUCCAGCCUCGAACCGAGUUUGGCGUUUAACGUUUAAGAAUACUUAACUUAACGUGUAAGUACGAUAGGUAGGUAGGUAGGUAGGUAGGUAGGUAGGUAGGUAUAUUACAAUAACGAGUAUAGCUUGCAACAACAAUUUUUCUAGGACACAAUUGAAAAUAUUUAUUUUUAUUCAAUCGUAAGCGUAAGGGUACUGUUUGAUAAAACGACAAAAAAAAUUAAACGAAAUAAAAUGAAAUAAAAGAAAGAAAGAAAUAAAUGAAAGAAAAAACGGUGAACCAUUAUUAAUUAUAAGAGGGAGAAAGAGAGAAUGCGGUAGCGAGUAUACGUUAAAAUAAAAGUAUAUACGUAAUACUGUGCAAAAGUCCAGAAAUCUAGAGACCAUCCAUUAAACGAAAAUGUUUCAGCGAUAUUUUAUUAGAAACUGUCAGAAAUCCAAGACUUUUCGAUUAAAUCGUAAAAGAAGAAAAAAUGUUGUCAUUGUCGAGCAGAUAAUAAUUUUCUGUGGCAAUAGCUGUUUUCAUAACAAAUAUCACAAAAAUGUAAUACAUUUCUCUGUCUUGUUAUUCUUCGAUAUGUAAAUUAAAAUAGAUAGAUAGCGUAGGACUUUUGCAGGGUAUUUUAUUUCUAGAACUUUUUGCGUGUACAGCUCCGUUUAAAUCAUCGUACACACAUACAUAAAUUAACGAACGGAGAAUCGAACACACCUACGACAACACAUAGAGGAUAAGAGAAUCGUUACUCUUAAAACACGUGUGCUCGGCGUUCCUGUAUAUGUACGUGUAUGUUGCGCGUAUGAUAAUUGAGUCGGCGAUACAGAUUGUGCGCAGGAUGUUAUCAUUGCCUUGUUGUCAUAGUUCUCAUUAACGUCAUCUGUUAGGAAGAGAGGAAGCACUCCAAUUGUCAGAGUUCAGGGUCUUACCGGCGUUGUAAGUGGAAAUGACCCGUCACUAGUCCGACACUAUCGUCCUCUCUCUCUGCAUACGUUUCGAAGAAUAUACAUACAUACGUAUAUCGAAUAUUUUGAAAUUAUUUUAUAGCAUUUUCAAAUACAUACAACUGUCGUAAAAUAUACAUAUGUAUUUACAUACUGUUUUUUUAUGUUAGAUAAAAUGGUAAUAAAUUUAUUUAUCGUAUACCAGCAUUUUGAUAUAUUUUAAUUCGUGGAAAAUUGGUAAUACGAAGCGGAACAACUGCGAAGAAUUUCCGUCUGUAUUGUUAAAUCGUAUUGUUACAUUUUAUUUCAAAGUUUCAGUUUUCCAGACACGUAUAUUUUUAUUCCAAAAUUCAGAUAAACUUUGUCUCAAAGUUCUAGGUAAGAUACUUUCUCUUACUUUAAAAUUCUAUCCUAAAAAAGGAAUAUAAAUGAUUAACUUUUUCAUCGAUCGGGGAUUCAAGUGCGGCUACACACGGAUCGACUGGCGAGAAAUUUUAGUCAAACCACAUCUACGUUAGGCAGCCACGAUUGAAACGAUCAAGCCGUUUAACCAAAAAUAGAAGAAUGCGCUAUUUUUAGUCGGCGGACUAUGCAAGUUUUGAAUAAUUUUAAAGUUGCCUAAUGUAAACGAGAUUUAAGUCGUUCCAUGCGAUAGGAAAAAUUUGGUCUAUCAGUUGACUCAACCAAUUGCACAACCAACUGUCCGACCAAUUUAGUUGACCCGUGCGUGUCCGCUCUAAGAAUGCAACGAUACGAGCCUCGAUCAAAGUCAACAACAGUGUCGUAUCAAAGAGGUUAAGCGGUUAAAGUUAAGGAAAUAAAAUUACACCAUUUCUAUUCGCUGUAUAUUAUCACGCUUUAUAUUUCAAGUUAUAUAUUUUCUUUUCCCAAAAUUGUAAUCUACCAAAAGUUAUCGAUUUUUCCCUCUACGGUGACGUUAAAGAGAGCAAAUUGCAAAUUUUGAACUCUCUAUAUUAUUCGAUUUUGUUUCAAAUUUUUAUUCGACAUAUCUUUCAGAAAAAUCUUCAUUUACCGAAGAUUCUCUCAUCUUCCCUUCCAAAAAAAGAAGAAAGAAAAAAGAAGAAAAGUUUAUCAAUGAUUCAGAACAAAUAAUUAGUUUUCUUUUAUUUGGCUGAAGGAAUCGCUCCUUUGACAUUUGGAGUCUUCUCAGAACCGUCUGUUAAAAUCACACGAGCUUGAUUGCGAUUGUUCUCGUCUUAUACGUACGUGUCUUGUCAUUCGUAUAUACAUACAUAUAGUAGUAAUCGAAAUCUAUUUGCGGCGUUCAGUCGAGACGGCAAGAAUGGCUUCCGUGUACUAUAUUUAGUCUACGAUCAAUUCCCUCUUUCUUUUUUAUUCCCUCUUCGUCUAAUUUACUAGUGCGCAUAUGCAAAAAAAAGGGAUCAAUUCCUCUUCGUGAAAAAUAUAAUAUAAAGAACGAAAACGAAGCUUCGUAUCGUAUCGAUCGUUUAUCGGUUAUGGGAGAAUCGACGGCAGAUUUCACGUUAUUCGACGAAUUUGUAUACUCGUUUUAUUUGCUGAAAAGAAUAUGUCGAAUAAAACAAUAAUCUCUUGAUGAACGACUCGAUCGAAAUUUCUUCGGCAAGGUAUAUUCUUCCCACUUGCGUUCUAAUUUGUGUGUCGUCAUGUUCUUGCCCUCUUUUUCAUUGUUCAGCUAAUUAUUCUAUCGCUCUAAUCGCGUCACAUGCCCUUUGCAACGUCAAGGAAAAUGCAAUAAUCAAAGAAAAUUGAAAAUCGGUCGGUCGUUGGAUCUAAAGAACAAUGACGUAUACAUCGUAUAUACCGUACAUCUAUCUUUAUAUACAUACCUAUCUAUGGGAAAUUUAAAAGUGUAAAAACGAUAUACAGUACUUUCUAUGAUAUUUAACCUUUUAAACCUUUUACUCUCGAUUCGCUGUAACAAAUUAUUAGCUAACAAAAUGAUAAAGGUGCCAUUUCUUAAUUAAAUUAAUUAAAGGUCGUUCAUUUUUUACGAAACAUGUUGUGAUUUUAGCGCGUUAUGUUUGCCUCGUAAUCGCUUGAAUAAUAAGAAUAUCACACUAAACCUAUUUUCACCUCGAUUGAAAAAGGAUUACGAUCAAGCUUCUGUCUUAUAUGGGCACGGUUAACCGUCCGAGAUGUGCACCCUGUGUAAGAAACGGCUAGUAAUAAAUUCAUACGUGUACAUACUUUUACCGCUUAUCGUUAAACUCAUCGAGCUUCCUAUUUCAAAUAUCAUAAACACGAACACGAAAUGAUUUUUCACCUUUGCUUUUCGAGACAUACAUCAACGAGGUAUCACACAUGGCGAAACUGUAACGUCGCAGUUACGCUUUGUUUCGUUUUUGCAACCUUAUCGUACACAACUAAAAAUUCUAGAUAAAAGAACGUUACUAUUACGGAGUCAACGGAUUAAGAGAUGAAAGGAACAAAUACCAGCUUAGCUCCGUUUAUUCGCUUAUCUUUCAGAAAUAUACAAAUGUACGUAAAAACGCGUGGCCUAACACGUUAUACGUAUGUCAAUUUUUCCAAAACCUUGAAAGGAAAGAUCAAAACGUUUCUUUUUCGGAGAUCAACAGAAGAAUUGCCAAUGUGAUUCGAUGACGAUACUUUCUCAAACAGUGGCAAAUGUCAUUUUUUUCAAUGGAACUCUAUGAGAAAGAAGAAAAGCACGUAUCAUGCUCGUAUUUUUGCGCUGAAAAUUUCAACGAAGAUAGGCGAAAGGGAAAGCGAAAGAGAAAUUGUAUUGUAGAUUAUUAACAUGUACGAGUGUGAAUGUAGGAGUGGAAUAAAAUGUAUUGUAUUAUAUUAAACGAGACAGAUAUUGUUUAAAUAAAGGUGAUAUACAUAAAGUUUCUUCAUUAA
Bombus terrestris (buff-tailed bumblebee) is the source of this 15631-nucleotide messenger RNA. It is a transcript of the gene dsd, whose product is annotated as attractin-like protein 1. Gene Ontology annotation, molecular function: protein binding. Bases 2882 to 6358 code for a protein of 1158 amino acids. Gene Ontology annotation, cellular component: Golgi apparatus. The record is from RefSeq and is a predicted model, not a curated record. The transcript is spliced from 12 exons. Lineage: Eukaryota; Metazoa; Arthropoda; Insecta; Hymenoptera; Apidae.